CUUCCUUGCAUGCAUAUGGAAUGCCCAGAGGUAGCCGGAAGGCGCAAGUGUCAAGUCAUCUUGCCCAACGCGUUGACCGACUUCACUUAGCUUCCCGGUCAUCACCACCCAACCUCCUCAUCCAUCUUCACACCCCACACCCCGCAACAACCAAAAAAAAAUGUCAUCACCCUGCGCAUUCCGCGCCCGCCCGCUACUAACCCGCCGCGGCCGCGACCUCGUCGGGCACCCCCAUCCCCGAAGAAGCCGUCCAAUGAGUUCCGGUACGAGCACAAGCCCCCAAUAUUCACCGACCCCGACUUUAUCUGGGUUUACAGCAUCCGCGCGCCUUUGCGGACGCCAUGACCCCGGCCGGUCGGACGCUUUGGGGAGAACGGCGGCGGCGAACCUUGUCCUAUGCGGUGUCAGUUUGAUUUGGAGCGUGGAGGGGUUGAGGGUGGGUUGCGAGCGGUGGCUGAGAAUGCGUGAGGUUCCACGAGCCGCGGCGCAAUGCGGGCCAUGCGAUGCCGGGAGCGUGGGUGUUGAACUGCAACCAGCGAGGCGAGGUGGCACCGUGCCAACGCCCGUGCGCCACGCGAUGGACAAGGACAGAUCCAGUCGGUACCAAUCGCUGGGUUGGCGACAGUUCUACCCUGGACGGCGCCCGAAACGACAGCAUGCAAAACCCGCGCAUGCAUCCGCCGGUGCGUACGCCGGAACGGGGUGAGGUUUGUGGAAGGACAGUAAAAGGAUGUGGAUCUGCCGGUUUUUCGAAGAGUUUGGAGGCGCUUCGCAGAUAUUUUACCCCCACGCCCAUGAUAGGACGGGGGAAAGCUCAGAUCUAAGCACGCAUAUUAGUGAGAUGGGAAAACCUCAGACUUUGAUUCAAAAACAAGACCUCAGCUCAGAUCGGCGUAUUGGGACCCAGAAUAGCUUCGGAAAUCUCACUUUUCACA
Messenger RNA from Fimicolochytrium jonesii, 935 nucleotides. RefSeq lists its product as uncharacterized. The transcript has a single exon. The record is from RefSeq and is a predicted model, not a curated record. NCBI's taxonomy places the organism in Eukaryota, Fungi, Chytridiomycota, Chytridiomycetes, Spizellomycetales, Powellomycetaceae. The coding region runs from base 161 to 706 and encodes 181 amino acids.